AAUUUCAUUGUCGCGAUUCCUUGUGACUUUAAAUUCGUAGAAAUUGAUCCGCAAUACCCCAAAGAUCUCGAUCGAAUAGAUUUGAAUGAUAUCUCGGAGCAACAAAAAUUUGUAGGUCCGGGAAAUAUUUUUCAAUGUGACGAAAAAAUUGAAAAUCUUGAAAAUGUUGGUGGAUCAUCCAUACCUAGUGCCAGUUCAAAUCAGAAUCAACCAGAUCUUUUUACGCUUCCUGAUGAGGAUUACUUUGAAGAUAUAGAAUCAACUUGUCAAGUUAGCAGAAGAACGAUUCAACCAAAAGCUUUGAACAAUAUUUACAAUAAACUCACAAAAGUAGUAAAUACUGCAAGCUUUAUACAAUCAAUUCAUAUCGAGCAGUGCGUAACCAAAAAUGAGCCAUGCAAUAGCGGUAGCAAUGCUCCGACGGGAACAACUUACAUCUGCCGUCAAAAGCACGUUCGAAUUACUUUGAAGGCUAUCAAAGAAGAUGAUGGAAAUAUGAUUGUUGAUGAACAGUUUUAUUAUCCUUCUCAUUGUGUAUGCGAACUUGUGACGAUUAAGCCUAAAAAGAAAAAAGAACUUCAAAGUUCAAUAAUGAAAUGUAUGCAAAUAAAUCCUUUUAAGUAGAUACAAAGCUGGAAAGUUGAAAAGCAAGUGAAUAAAAGUUAAAAACAGAUUUGUUUAAAGAUCCUA
Clunio marinus is the source of this 690-nucleotide messenger RNA. Lineage: Eukaryota; Metazoa; Arthropoda; Insecta; Diptera; Chironomidae. The record is from the annotation of a GenBank genome assembly.